AUGAACUACCUACGCAGGCGUCUGUCCGACAGCAGCUUUGUGGCCAACCUCCCCAACGGCUACAUGAUGGACCUGCAGAGUGGGCCUCGCCCCACCCCGCCCUCCUCCACCUCCAAUCCCGCCUCCCCAGCCACGGAGAGGCGAACGCCCCCCAGCCUGCCACCACAGGUCCCGGCUUCAGGCUCGGCCCCGGCCCCGACCCCCGGGGGUUUCCUCAGCUCCUUCUCCAGCGUGGUGAAGACCGCCCAGUUGGCACAGAACGCCGCAGCAGCAGCCAAGGCUUCAGCGGCGGUGGCAGAAGCUGCCGCAGCAGUACCCGCCAAACCUGUCAUACGGAAGCCCAAGAUUCUACUGGUCAUCGACGAUCUGCACACAGACUGGGCCAAGUAUUUCCGAGGGAAGAAGUUGAACGGGGAGUACGACAUCCGGGUGGAGCAGGCGGAGUUCUCAGAGAUCAACCUGGCUUCGUACAUGAACACUGGGUGUAUGAUUGAUAUGCAGGCCAUAAGAGGAGGAACCAAAGUGGUCAGAUCCUUCAAGCCAGACUUUGUCCUGAUUCGCCAGCAUGCCUACAGCAUGACUCCGGGCGAAGACUUCAGGAGCCUGGUGAUUGGCCUUCAAUACGGGGGAGUCGCCAGCAUCAACUCCCUGCUCUCCAUCUACAACUUUUGCAGCAAACCCUGGGUGUUUUCCCACAUGAUUAAACUCUACCACUCCCUGGGCCCAGAGAAGUUCCCACUGAACGAACAGACCUUCUACCCCAACCACACACAGAUGGUGACAACACCAACGUUCCCCGUGGUGGUCAAGAUGGGCCAUGCCCAUGCCGGCAUUGGCAAGAUCAAAGUGGAGAACGAACUUGACUUCCAGGAUAUUACCAGUGUGGUGGCGCUGGCCAGAACCUAUGCCACCUCUGAGCCAUACGUCCUGUCUAAAUACGACAUCAGGAUCCAGAAAAUCGGCAACAACUACAAGGCCUACAUGAGGACGUCCAUCUCAGGCAACUGGAAGGCUAACACAGGCUCAGCCAUGUUGGAACAGAUCGCUAUGACGGACAGAUAUCGCGUGUGGGUGGAUUCCUGUGCCGAGAUGUUCGGGGGCCUUGACAUCUGUGCUGUGAAAGCCGUCCACGGAAAAGAUGGCAACGACUACAUUAUCGAGGUGAUGGACAGUUCCAUGCCUCUGAUUGGUGAGCACGUGGAGGAGGACAGGCAGCUGAUCACUGAUCUAGUGAUCAAUAAGAUGUGCAGCGUGCUGCUCGGGAUCAACACACCACAGCCCAGCCCACAGACGACCCAGCCAAGAAGGGCCCAAGGUGGGCAUCGCUCUGGCUCUAGUUCUCCCUCCCAGUCAGCCCAGGGUUCUCCUCAGCGAGCCCGCUCAGCUAACACCUCUCCCAGCCAGGCCUUCCAGCCCGGACCCAUCCCACCUCCCGUCGCCACCGGCCCCGGCUCCCAGAAACAACCUCCUCAACUGAACAAAUCCCAGUCGCUCACCAACACCUUCACCGAGACCCUGAAAGGGAACGCCACGGACGACGAGGCCAAGGCAGAGACCAUCCGCAGCCUGCGGCAGUCCUUCGCCAGCCUCUUCUCCGACUAACUUCAGCAGACUCCUCAUAUCCAUCUGCCUACUAUCAGCCGUUAGCCAUCGGCCUCCAGAAGAGCUCCAAGAUACCAAUCUGUUACAGAGCGCGCUCAGUCAACCCACAGAGCAGAAGCUUCCUGUCCACCACUUCCUACUUCCUGUUCUUAUCCAUAAAUGGCAGGUAGAGAGCAUCCACCUCUCAGAAUCAUCCGUCAAAUAAAAAAAAGACUAAAUUGGGCUAUAGUUCAUCUUGUACUGCUUGGUUGGUGUAGUUCAGAUGUCAGUUUGCAUUCUGUUUGUCAUUUCAUCAAAUGUUCAUCAUCUGAUUCAUUCUUUUGUUUUGGUCAUAAUGUGUUUAUCAACUUCAAGGAUCUUGAUAUACUUUGGAAGAUAAAGGAUAUAUUACAGUAUUUAGAAAUGACCCCAUAAUAGUGUAUGAGCUAGGUUCACCAGCAAUGCUUAGCAUCUUGCCAGUCUCAUUACAGAAAUACAAUUGCCAUGUCUUGUAGACCCAUACAUAUUGAUUGGCUGAUUUAGUUACUAUAUAAUAACUUCUGAUUUUGCUUUGGCCUUUGAUUACCAAGGUAAUUUUUGAUUAAAAUUCCUUGUAUUAAGGUCAAAAUAGUUUAGGCUAUAUACUUUACCUGUCAAUUUGCAAUUUUACGAGGCGGAAAUAUUAUCUUAAGUCUUCCAUCACAGACAAUUCUUCCCUAAGUUCUAAGCUUUAUGAACUAUCCAAUGUAAAUAGCGCUAUGAACUAUGUUUUAAAUAUUGGGCAUUUGAUUCACUACUAUUCCCUUGCUGUGUAUUGAAAGGUGAAAAUAUGUACAUAACACAGAGAAGAAGUUCUGAAAUCUUUGCUUCAAUGGUUAUACGAUCAGUUACCUUUAAUUCUGUACACACUGUAAGGUUGAAAAUAGUCCUGGGAGAAUAACGUUUACUUUUGAUCCUUGGGUUUUGAAUUUUGAAGCGUUGUCGACCUAAGAAUAGACAUGAUUUGCAAUGUGUUUAUCUGUCUAUAGCUUGCAUCCACUUCAGGAAAUGACAAAGUCGUCUCGUAACCUAAUACUCAGCUAACACAUAUGCACAGAUUAUAUCUACGGUAACGAUACUAUCUGAUGUUAGCUGAGUGUCCAUAUUAUUCCCCCCCCAUCUCAUUAUAAUAGAGAAGGACAGACUAAUCACAUGACUGGCUAGUUUAUUCUUUUGACUUUAAGUGCAAACAUUUUAAGUCUCUGCGCCCAAAUUGAUUUUCUGUUUAAGGUAUAAUUUUUGACUGGUAUGAAAAAUGACAAUUCUAUUUGAAUGGAAUGUUGUCCCCAUACUUUAUUUGUAGUAAUUGCACUUCAAGUCGCACUAUCAGCAAUAUGGGUGAAAUUAAUCUUGCUCUCCAACUUGAUUUAAAUACAUUUAACAGUUAUUAAGAUUGUCUUUUCACUUUCAAACUGUAUUUAU
Salvelinus namaycush (lake trout) is the source of this 3042-nucleotide messenger RNA. RefSeq names its product synapsin-3-like. The record is from RefSeq and is a predicted model, not a curated record. The coding region runs from base 1 to 1602 and encodes 533 amino acids. Gene Ontology annotation, molecular function: ATP binding. Gene Ontology annotation, cellular component: synaptic vesicle; synaptic vesicle membrane. Lineage: Eukaryota; Metazoa; Chordata; Actinopteri; Salmoniformes; Salmonidae. The transcript is spliced from 13 exons. Gene Ontology annotation, biological process: neurotransmitter secretion.